Messenger RNA from Helianthus annuus (common sunflower), 1176 nucleotides. RefSeq lists its product as uncharacterized. NCBI's taxonomy places the organism in Eukaryota, Viridiplantae, Streptophyta, Magnoliopsida, Asterales, Asteraceae. The coding region runs from base 137 to 1012 and encodes 291 amino acids. The transcript has 3 exons. The record is from RefSeq and is a predicted model, not a curated record.
CAAUCAUUAAACCCUAAAUCCUCAAAUUCCCUUCAAUCUCAAUUAACAGAACAAUCUCUCUAUUUCCCCAAUCAAAUCAUUCAGUAUUCCCUUCUCUUCUCACAGUAUUCUUCUAAAAAAAGCAUUAAAAGUUACAAUGGAGACUCCACUGCCUACAAGAAGGAUAACAAGAUCACAAGCUUCGAUUUUAGCCGUCAAGAAUCACAACGGGUUAAAGAAUGAAGAAUCCAACAAUGGUGUCAUGAAAUCAAGACAGAAAAAGAAUCAAGAAAAAGAAAAAUCAGCAUUGAUUGAUAUAACAAAUGGGUCACCUAUUGUUGGGCUUGCAAUGGGUAGUUUAAGGACUCCAUCAUCCAGGUGUUUGAAGAAACGAAUGGUGGUUUCGAAUAGCGAAUUGAAGAGUGUUAUGAUGACUCCGGGCUCUGGUGAGUCUUUGUUGAGGGGUCAGGUGAAGACCCUCUUGCAGAAAGUGGAAGAAGAAAGUUUAGCUUCAAAUACUUGUUUUGAUCAUAAUGUUUGGUGCCGUAAUCCCACUAAUACCCCUCAAGUUUUCGGCUUUUCGAAUAGUAUUGUCUCUCCUGUUGAUGGAAAUUACAGUUUUAAUCAGAUGCUUGAUGAGGUAAUUGCUGUACCGAAUCAAGAAGACAAGGCUGAAAAUGUUGAGAAGAAUGUGAUAACGAGGUCGUUGUUUUCGGAUUUUUCGGAGAAGUCCCAUGAUUCUGAUGCAUCCGAGUGUAAGUCUCUUAUGACAAGCCAAGAUUCGAAUGAAUCGCAGUGGUCGGUUCAGGUAAAUGCGAGCACGAGUGAUGAGUGUAAAGAGUAUGAAGAUGUGGUGGUGGAUGAGUUGUGUGAAGGGAUGAGUAAGAUGAGUGUCAACAAGGGUGUUAAGUUCACCGGGAAACAUAUACGGUUUGUUUACAACAGCGAUGGGGAAAUCGAAGGAGAGGUGUUAUCAGCGUCAACGACGGUGGAUACGCGAAUGGAAUCGUUUGAAGUUUGCAGUGGAAUUUGAAGAAGAAGAAGAAAGGGGGGUUUGAAUGUUUUGAACUUGUAUAAUAAGAUGUUGAUUGUUUUUGGUCGUCUUUACUUGUGACACCAAUGAUUUUUGAGGUUUUUAAGUUGUGAAUUGUGUUUGGUUUUUUGGAGGUUUUUAAGAUGUGAAUUCUUGUUGGGUCA